AUGGCUAGUAGAUUACCAAAUGUAACCAAUGUAUUGGUAAAACAUUUAAUGACAAAGACAAUUUAUAGUGUUUCUAUGGAUUCUACUUUAGAUAUGGCAUUGAAAUGUUUGAAUACUCAUUCAAUUCAUAGAAUUCCAGUUAUUGAUGAUGAUGGAAAUCUUAAAGGAAUUAUUACAGAUAGAGAUUUAAGAUUAGCAUGCGAUAGUCCUUUCCUACCAGAAUCAAAUGAAGAAAGAGUUAUGAAACUAUCUCAACAUAAAGUUUCUCAAGUAAUGAAAAACAAUCCUUUGACAAUUGAAGAGAAUUCACCAGUUGUCGAUGUUGCUAAAUUGCUUCGUGUUUCUGAUGUCGGUGGACUUCCUGUAGUAGAUAACAAUGGAAAAUAUAAAAUAACUAUGAAAAUCUUUUUAACAAUUAUUUUACUCUUUUUGAUAUUCAAUUUAUCAUUGACAGCCCAAGGCGAGUCUGCAAUUGAAUGUCCACAACUUCAAAUGCCAGAGUGUAAAGGCGACCAGGAGUUGGUUUCUAAGAAAGGUGCCGAUGGUUGUACCUACUCAGAGUGUGUGCCUUUGGUAAAGCAUAGACCAUGUCCGCAAUAUAGAAUUUCAAAGUGUCCAGAAGGACAAAGAGUACAAACAACUAUGGAUAGAGGAUGUAGUAUUGAUAAGUGUGUAAAGAUAUAA
Heterostelium album PN500 is the source of this 684-nucleotide messenger RNA. Its product is annotated as CBS domain-containing protein. The transcript is spliced from 4 exons. Lineage: Eukaryota; Evosea; Eumycetozoa; Acytosteliales; Acytosteliaceae. Bases 1 to 684 code for a protein of 227 amino acids. The record is from RefSeq and is a predicted model, not a curated record.